AUGAAGUACACCUGGUUGUUAUUGAGUUCACUUAUCUGGAGGUUGGUCAGAGCGGGUAAAGACUGGACAAACUCCGGCUAUCCGGACAUUCGAGGACCCACUUAUGGGAUGUGUAAUGUGAAUAUCAGCUCUACGCAGAUCCUCUAUCUCUGUGAUCCUGAUAACAUUGUGCCACCUCCGGACCGUAAGUCUAUUUUAGUCACGUAUUAAAUUAUAUUUGAUUGGAGGUAUCAAAUUGAAUUCGAUGAUGGAGAAACUGGCUGUAGAGACACCGUGCCCCUGCCAACGACGUUCCCAAUGUUCUUCGGGUAGCAAUCGUAUUACCUCUUUUCACGGGUUUAUUGUGUCUAUAGCUCUUGUCAACAACCUUCAAAUGAAUUUCCACAGUCCAUCCGAACAGUAAGUUAAUUUAAAAGUAUUUCUAAAUCUUUUUCAGACAAUUGACUGACCGUGCCGGCUCUUUUUGUAAGACUUUGGAAGGGCGAUGGGCCUUAGGGGAUUGUGGGAAUUCCGUCUUAAUCUUUGUUUGGCAACAUUACAAAAAAGUAAGUAAAAAAAGCAGUGUGGAUUAACAAUUACAGUUAAUAAUUUGGCCUGCUCGUCUGGCCGAGAGAUAUGUCACUUUGGAGGAGCGAAAAAGGAUAAUAAGUAAUGUAAAUGACUUGAUUCAGACGGAUCGAUGGGCCGAGGCUCUCGAAACUGUAGUGUGUAAGUGAACUAUCACGAUUAUUAGAGUCAACAAUAUAAUUUUAGCUGACAUUGAAAAGGAGCUUAAAGGAGAGCCAGAGGAUCGGGUGGAUACCGGAACUCUUUCCUUGAUCAUCGCUGUGGGAGUAGCCAGUCUCUUGACAAUACUGAUUACUUGUAAGUUACCUGAAUCUAUAAGCUACCGUCUAGGCUGCGUUUGUGCAUUCCGAUGUUGUGGAAAUCUGACUCCAGAAGACGAUACAAAAUCUCUCAGUCACAAUGACAGUAGUUUCGCCUCUUCUCUGAACCAAGUAAGCUCUAUAAUAUCAGGGUAAUCGUAGUUUAGAAGCCAUUUGUCCGCAACAACUUUGUACGCCGUUCAGAAAGCCGAUCACCCAAAUUUCCGCUUCGAAGUGCAACUUUAUCGCUGGAGCCGGCGCCGCUCAAUUACAUCCUCGAAUCCGACACCACAGUGGUGUAA
This is a messenger RNA of Bursaphelenchus xylophilus (pine wood nematode), 1168 nucleotides long. Lineage: Eukaryota; Metazoa; Nematoda; Chromadorea; Rhabditida; Aphelenchoididae. The record is from the annotation of a GenBank genome assembly.